GCUAAGUUCCUCAAAGCUUGUGGAACUCUGCCUGAGACUCCCGCUGAAAUUCGAAAAGCCUCGGAGAUAUGGAAGGAUCCAUCAACUAAAGAUGCAGAAGCAACACCUUUGAAAUUCAAUUCAUGGCUCUCUAAUGCAUCCAUUGAGAAACUCAACUUGGAGAAGCAACCUGAUGAACCUCCUACACCUGUCAAAAUUCGUGAAGAACAGAGAAUAGAAUCAAGUUCAUCGAUGGAAACUCCGGGCAGCUGCAUGACUAAUGGAAUGAUAACGAGACGAGCUUACACCAAUUUCGUUUCAAGUGGGAGCAUUGAGAGUGUCAUCACACCCACAGAUGAACAUGCUAAUGUCACUCGUAGUUUCAAUACUUCAUCAGUUCAAUCUGAGGAUAUGGCUCCAAGUGUACAAUUCAAACACAAAUCUGUUCGUUUUGAAUGUGAGUCUGAUAUGUCUUCAUUUUCAUCAAAAGGCUCUUCUUCUGAUGUUGCCAUUCAAAACUUGAAGCAAUCUGGAUGUGCUGGUAAUGUUAAUGAAUCAAAGCUGUCACCGUAUCCAACCCCGUUGAAACUAACUGAUGAGAUGCAAACACCGGGCACUGUUUUCCCUGGAUAUCUUGACAACAUGGUGGAUGGAAAAACUGCUAGAAUCAGAUCUCAGUACGUUUACCCUGUCUUGAACCCAGCCGAGAAUUCCUUCCAGCGGAAG
Olea europaea var. sylvestris is the source of this 705-nucleotide messenger RNA. Its product is annotated as protein JASON-like. The record is from RefSeq and is a predicted model, not a curated record. Gene Ontology annotation, biological process: male meiosis II. Lineage: Eukaryota; Viridiplantae; Streptophyta; Magnoliopsida; Lamiales; Oleaceae. The transcript has 2 exons. The annotation marks the transcript as partial.